Messenger RNA from Carassius auratus (goldfish), 2456 nucleotides. RefSeq names its product pregnancy up-regulated nonubiquitous CaM kinase (gene pnck). Gene Ontology annotation, biological process: protein phosphorylation. Lineage: Eukaryota; Metazoa; Chordata; Actinopteri; Cypriniformes; Cyprinidae. The record is from RefSeq and is a predicted model, not a curated record. The transcript is spliced from 12 exons. Gene Ontology annotation, molecular function: ATP binding; protein kinase activity. Bases 263 to 1255 code for a protein of 330 amino acids.
AUCACUCAGUUUUUCUUUAUCACUUUCUCUCUGCUCUCUGUGCUUGCUCUCCUGUUGUCCUUCAUUUCUUUCAAAAGUCAGUUUUGCUCUGUAAAGCAUGUGGGCGUUCAAGGUCAUCAGUAUAAAAUGAAUGUGAUUUUCGAUUAAAGAGAGAGCAGAGAGGCUGUUGGGAGUGUGGUGACGUGAACAGAAACGGCUGCCUUCCAGAUUUUCACAGGAGCAAUCAGCAGUAGUACGCAGAUCACACUUACCCUGCGUUACGAUGCCUCUAUUGAGAGAUCUUCGGAAGAAAGAUGACAUCAAUGCUGUUUAUGAGCUGAAAGAAAAACUGGGAGAGGGCUCGUUCUCUGAGGUUCGAGUGGCUCAGCACAGAUGCACUCAGAAGCUUGUGGCUGUCAAGUGCAUCCGCAAGAGAGCGCUAAAGGGAAAAGAAUCCAUGCUGGAGAACGAGAUUGCAGUAUUACGCAGAAUAAAUCAUGAAAACAUUGUCUUUUUGGAGGAAACCUUUGAGACUCCUUCUAAACUGUAUUUGGUAAUGAACCUGCUGACAGGAGGGGAACUGCUGGACAGGAUUCUGGAGAGAGGCAGUUACACAGAGAAAGAUGCCAGUCGUGUGAUAUAUCAGGUGCUGCAGGCGGUGAAGUAUCUGCACCAGCUGGGCGUUGUGCAUCGAGAUCUAAAGCCAGAGAAUUUACUGUAUGAGACUCCAUUAGAAGAUUCCAAAAUUGUCAUCAGUGACUUCGGUCUGUCUAAAAUGGAAGAGCAGGGUGCUCUUUCCACGGCCUGUGGGACUCCUGCCUAUGUCGCUCCUGAACUUUUACAGCAGAAGACAUAUGGUAAAGAGGUGGAUCUCUGGGCCAUUGGGGUCAUUACAUUUAUUCUACUUUGUGGCUAUCCUCCGUUCUACGAUGACAAUGACACACAACUCUACAGGCUGAUCAUAAAGGCUGAAUAUGAAUUUGAUUCACCAUACUGGGAUGACAUCUCUGACUCCGCGAAAGACUUCAUAGUUCACUUACUGCAGAAGGAUCCAGCGAAGAGGUUCAAUUGUGACCAGGCCUUGCAGCAUCCUUGGAUAUCAGGAGGUGCAGCUCUAGACAAAAACAUCCAUGGCUCAGUGUCGGCACAGAUUCAGAAAAAGAGUCACUGGAAGAGAGCCUUUAAUGCCACCAACAUCGUGCGUCAUUUAACAAAGAAAACCCACUCCGGGGAAGACGAUGAAGGGAAGCUCUCCACAAGUAUAGGGACCAUCUGACAAUCUACUGGCAGUAAACUGAGGCUCUGUGAAAGAAAUACCAAACAUGAAAACUGUGUCAUUUACUCAUGCUCAUGUUGCUCCAAACAAUUAUGACAUACUUUUUUUACCCUCUGUGUGAACAAUGAAAGAAGCAGUGAACAAGUUCUUGAAGAUCCAAAACUGAAACAAAAUAAUCAUCAAAACAAUUGGUUAUGAAACAUGUAAGAACCAGUCUCAUUCAGACAGUAAACUUGGUGAGAUGCAUCUUCAUGCACAUAUUGAACUAUAUGCAAAAGAGAAUUAAUGUCUGAGAACUGCAGUGGAGUUUAAGCUGGCAAGAAAAGGAUAUUAAUCCACUUUCUAAAUGCAUCUUACAGAACAUAUGGUGAACGAUUCAUCCAUGCAUAUGUUUUAUUUCUUUUACUUUUUUGACCUCGGAUUUUUAAAUCAAAAACUUUCGAAAUCUUCUGGUGAAAAUACAAAAAAAUCUUUCCUAGUUACAUGUGCGUGACCUUUCCAAUCAUUUAAUAUAUUUAACCCAAUUCUGUUCUACACUGUUUAAAGCCUUUUUUGGGAGAUUGACAGCAGGGUUAUUAUUGUUAACUAAAAGGACAUCUUUUGAAAUUGCACACACACACAGUAUAUAUAUAUAACAGUAUAUCAGUGAUGGUAAAAUAACACUGAUUGACAGUCCUUAUCAUUGUAUGCUUGAGGAAAGAGCACUUCGCUAAACUUGUCUCAAAUAUGGAAAAAUCACACAGGUUUGGAACACCAUAAGCAAGACACACUUUUCAUUUUGGGGUGUGAGAGCGCAGUGGUCACUGUGUUGGGCAGAUUGACACAGACUCUGAAGCACACCUGUGUUUUAAACGCGCCGCUGUCAGUGAGCCUUCUGCCAGAGCUACUGCUGCUACACUCGAGUGGGCUGCCACUGUAAAAACCCCCUCAGUGGAGAGCAGCUCCUUCACAACUCCUGUUUCUACUCCCCGUCUACUUGUAUUUGACGCAUAACAACAUGCUGCUAUUUGACAGAACGCAAUAUUUAGUCAUGUAGUACUGUCUGUCGGCUGUGACUACUGCCACUUGAAGCAUAUCAGUGGCCUUUGAAGAACAAAUAUGGCAUAGAAUAGGAUAUUACAAUAGAUAAAUGAAGUAAAUAGUAAUUGUUGCCUUGUAUCUGUGCUCUCAUUACACUGUGGAAUAAAUGAACUGAUCUGCA